This is a messenger RNA of Paralichthys olivaceus (Japanese flounder), 857 nucleotides long. It is a transcript of the gene agr2, whose product is annotated as anterior gradient 2. The record is from RefSeq and is a predicted model, not a curated record. Gene Ontology annotation, cellular component: endoplasmic reticulum. Lineage: Eukaryota; Metazoa; Chordata; Actinopteri; Pleuronectiformes; Paralichthyidae.
CACUUAAAUACAGGAUAGGUGAGAGUGGAGUUACAGGUGUUGUUGGAACUGCGGCACAUCUACAUUCUCACCUGACCAGUCCGGAACAGGUUCCAGUAAGCCCCAAGAUGAUCAAAGCGGUGUUGUUGUUAAUCUUGGCCCUAGUACCCAUGUCCUCAGCCUUGGGGAAAUACAUCCCAAAGACUGGCAAGAGGAUCCCCCAGACUCUGUCUCGAGGUUGGGGUGAUCAGCUGAUCUGGGCUCAGACUUACGAGGAGGCUCUCUACUGGGCCAGGUCAAAGAAUAAGCCUCUGAUGGUCCUCUUUCACCUUGAGGACUGCCCACACAGCCAGGUUUCUCCUGCAGCACUAAAGAAGGUUUUCUCAGAUUACCAGCUCCAGAAAACUCUUGACGAAGACUUCAUCGCCCUCAAUCUGGUUUAUGAAACCACAGACAAACAUCUCUCUCAGGAUGGACAGUAUGUUCCCAGAAUCAUCUUUGUUGACCCAACAAUGACAGUGAGAGGAGAUUUAGUUGGUCCCUAUAGCAACCGCAUGUAUGCCUAUGAACCAAAUGACCUCCAACUCUUGCUGAACAACAUGAAGAAGGCUAAGAAACUCCUGAAGUCUGAGCUGUGAACACAAGGACAAGACACAUGCUCAACUUCUAACCCUGAUCCAUAUUUGAACAUCAUUUCAGAUUCCCAUUUUAUGCUGUCACUACAAUUUACAAAGAAAACUAAGCACUGUAAAGUUUUCCUCAAAUCACCUUCAUUUUACAUGUUUCUGUUUGUGUCUGAUUCUUAACUUUGUAAUUGUAGAUCUACAUCCACAAUGUCUUUUAAAUAAAUAUGGAACUGUUCAUAUAUCCAAGAGGAA